UGCAUUGGGUUUUCACGAUGCCGCCUAAGAAGGACGCAAAGUCGUCGGCCAAGCAGCCGCAAAAGACACAAAAAAAGAAGGAGGGCUCCGGCGGCGGCAAGGCCAAGAAGAAGAAGUGGUCCAAGGGCAAAGUCAGGGAUAAGCUGAACAAUCAAGUUCUGUUCGAUAAGGCCACCUACGAGAAAUUGUACAAGGAAGUGCCCGCCUAUAAACUGAUCACCCCUUCGGUUGUGUCCGAGCGUUUGAAGAUCCGUGGCUCUCUGGCCAAGCGUGCCCUGAUUGAGCUGCGCGAAAAGGGUCUGAUUAAGCAGGUCGUGCAACAUCAUUCCCAGGUCAUCUACACACGUGCCACCAAGGGUGAUGAGGCGUAAACAUAUUUUACCACACAUCUUCAGUGUCACGCUAUCAUGAUUACAAUUGAUUGUAUGGAAAUAACUAAGAUUCUGCUAUGUGUAGUGGAAGUAUGUUGAAUAAACUUGCUUUUUGAUGUAAGGAA
Drosophila grimshawi is the source of this 496-nucleotide messenger RNA. It is a transcript of the gene RpS25, whose product is annotated as 40S ribosomal protein S25. The transcript is spliced from 3 exons. NCBI's taxonomy places the organism in Eukaryota, Metazoa, Arthropoda, Insecta, Diptera, Drosophilidae. Bases 18 to 371 code for a protein of 117 amino acids. The record is from RefSeq and is a predicted model, not a curated record. Gene Ontology annotation, molecular function: structural constituent of ribosome. Gene Ontology annotation, cellular component: cytosolic small ribosomal subunit.